CGGGGGGGGGGUGCUCUUGUGAGAAUGAGCACUUCUCAGGACGCGCACGCGCAUAAUCUCACCAGCAAGCAGGCAGUUGGAGUCACUCACACGCGUGUAUCAAGACUCGAAAAAACUCGGUGAUUUGAAAGAAACAAAAUCGCAACCAUGUCGAAAGGAUGCAUCACCGUCACCAAGUAUUUUCUCUUCCUCUUCAAUCUCAUCUUCUUUGUCUUUGGAGCGUUGAUCAUGGGCUUUGGACUAUGGGUUCUCUUUGAUACCCAGAGUUUCAUUGCUGUUCUACAAGAAUCGUCAGACACGGUGAAAGUGGCUUCCUACAUCCUCAUUGGAGUGGGGUCCUUGUCAAUGGCCAUGGGCUUCUUUGGCUGCAUUGGAGCCAUCUACGAGAUUCGUUGUCUUCUCGGUCUGUACUUCACCUGUCUGCUGCUCAUCCUUAUUGCCCAAGUGACCGCCGGAGUUCUCAUCUACUUCCAAAGAGAUCGGUUGAAACAUGAAAUGUCCAACAUCAUCAAGGGCAUGAUCACCCACUACACCGGCCAGAACAAAACCACAGAGCACACUUGGGACUACAUCCAGAAAUCUAUGAAGUGCUGUGGGUGGACGGGGCCUGGCAACUGGUCUGACAAUAUGGUGAUCAAGAACAGCUCCCAGCACCUCUAUCCGUGUUCCUGUCGCAACGAGUCCUUGCCCGGCACUUACAUCAGGGAGGGGGGCCUUUGUGACCAUCUCUCCUCGGAACUUCCCGUCUACCAAACGGGCUGCAUGACCAGUGUGGAGAAUUGGCUCCUGGACAACUGUGGAGUUAUUCUGGGAAUAUGUGUCGGGGUGGCUGUCGUAGAGCUUCUUGGGAUGAUCCUCUCCAUGUGUCUGUGCAAGAGUGUCGUACAGGAGGAUUAUACCAAAGUACCUAAAUACUGAAGUGCCACCCACACAAACAUACGUAUGUGUACGUGGAUGGACUCCUUUACGCUCUCACACCUUAUCUCACAUUCCUACACAAACACACACAUGUGCGCGCACACACACACUCACACACACACACAAAGAGAGAAGUCUCUUGUAUUGGAGGUUCUGUCUUGACGGCUGUGCAGAUUUCUCACACCUUCAAACAUGAAAAAAUUCACAGAUUGUUGACCAUAGUGCGCAAGUUACCAUUGUUGUCUUAUAAUAAUAAUUAUUAUUGUAUAUGUAAUUUGAAAGGAGACCUUGUUUGUAGUUUAUCCAUUUGAAAGGUUGCAAACGCGAGUACGAUUUUUUUGUUGUUGUCUCUUUGGUGUUUCCUUCCGCUGACCUCAAUGAAGCGCUUAACAGAGAGAGCGAGAGCACUUUAGCUAGAUUUGAUGCAGCCGAGCCACCGGAGACUCUCCUCACCUCGGAGCAUCAAGAUGAGUAGGAGAUGAGAGGGUGCGAGUGGGCGUGUGUGGAAUUAAUCUCACGCUUCUAUUCCCGCUGCCACCGGGUGGAGGAGAAAAACCCUUGGGCAGGGCAUCUGCGGUGGAGGUUUUGGCUCACAUCUCCAAUUCCUCAUACGCCUGCGCCACUCCUGUAUUUUUGAGUUUGCUAAAGGAGGCUUCAUCUGCGUUUUUCUCAAUGAAAAAGUUAGUGAACUGACAGUAGACUCUUGACUCUUUACUUCCUUGCUUGGUUUUCCUGAUCUUCUGUUUUUCGGUCCCAACCCAUUUCAUUGGCAGAUGACUUAUUGAGCACAUUGUACAUGGACUCAUGUCCUGUAUUUGUUUUUUCUGUUAAUUUCAAAAAAGUAUUGCUCUCCUAGAUGUUGCUGUUCUUCUAUGUGUUGAUACAUUUCAAAUAUGUUAUUGUUUCAUCUGCCAAAUUGUAAAAUUAAUUUAACUUAAAGAUGAAGGCUUUUUGCUGUUCUUGUCUUUUUUUUUUACACGUUGAAAGAAAAAAAAGUUUUUCAAAACAAUUUAUGUGGAUUUGUAAGCCAUAUUUGGUAAGAAACGUUUUGUAUGUUUUGUUACUCUGAAAACAGGUAGAAUUAAAGGGGUAUCCACAUUUG
This is a messenger RNA of Syngnathus acus (greater pipefish), 2020 nucleotides long. RefSeq names its product CD82 antigen-like. The transcript is spliced from 9 exons. NCBI's taxonomy places the organism in Eukaryota, Metazoa, Chordata, Actinopteri, Syngnathiformes, Syngnathidae. Gene Ontology annotation, cellular component: membrane. Bases 148 to 918 code for a protein of 256 amino acids. The record is from RefSeq and is a predicted model, not a curated record.